GACGCACGAGAUCGGGGCACGUACGCGUUCGCUUCAUUUCCUCGUCUCGUUUCACUGGGCGGACGCGCGCCAUGAAGACUACUUCUUCGCACGGGUUCGCCACCGCGUCUCUUUGCACCCCGUUCGUGCUCCUCGUGCCGCUCGGCCUCUUCGCCGUGUUGCUCGUGCUCCCGAGCCUCGGCUCGUCCCACGUCCGCUCCGACGGCCUCGGCGUGUUCUGCCGCGGCGCGGGCGCCGACGGUUAUUACUCAGUCGCGUCGGGUGCUGACGAGGAGGUCGCCGCCGAGACGCCGCCGGAGUUCAGCCUGCUCGUCGGCGUCCUGACCAUGCCAAAGCGGCGCGAGCGGCGGGACAUCGUGCGGAUGGCAUACGCGCUGCAGCCGCCGGCCACGGGCACGCGCGUGGACGUGCGGUUCGUGUUCUGCCGCAUGGACGACCCCGUGGACGCGGCGCUGGUGGCGCUGGAGGCCCGGCAGCACGGCGACGUCGUCGUACUCAACUGCACCGAGAACAUGAACGACGGCAAGACGUACGAGUACCUCUCCUCGGUGCCGCGCCUGUUCACGUUAGACUCCUACGACUACGUGAUGAAGACCGACGACGACACGUACCUGCGCGUGGCCGCGCUCGCCGAGGAGCUCAGGGGCAAGCCCCGCGACGACGUGUACCUCGGCCACGGCUUUGCCGUCGGUGACGACCCCAUGCCGUUCAUGCACGGCAUGGGGUACGUCGUGUCGUGGGACGUCGCCGAGUGGGUGUCCACCAACCAAGAGAUCCUGCGGCACAACGACACGCACGGGCCCGAGGACCUGCUCGUCGGCAAGUGGCUCAACAUCGGCGGUCGGGGCAAGAACCGGUACAACCUCAAGCCGCGGAUGUACGACCUCAACUGGGACAUGGACAACUUCCGGCCGGACACCAUCGCGGUGCACAUGCUCAAGGACAACCGCCGGUGGGCGGCGGCGUUCAGGUACUUCAACGUCACCGCGGGGAUCGAGUAGUUAAGUUGUUCAUAUUGUUUUUUUUUUAUUCCUUGAGAUGACGUUGGUUGAUUGUGCCAACGUGGCCUACAUAAUUCGCAUUCUUUUCUCAGAUUUAUUUAUCGUUUUUGUGUGAUUGGGAUUUAUUUAUCA
This is a messenger RNA of Phragmites australis (common reed), 1133 nucleotides long. RefSeq lists its product as uncharacterized. Gene Ontology annotation, cellular component: Golgi membrane. Lineage: Eukaryota; Viridiplantae; Streptophyta; Magnoliopsida; Poales; Poaceae. The record is from RefSeq and is a predicted model, not a curated record. Bases 72 to 1001 code for a protein of 309 amino acids. Gene Ontology annotation, molecular function: hexosyltransferase activity. The transcript has a single exon.